Molecule: messenger RNA, 654 nt
Organism: Halteromyces radiatus
Lineage: Eukaryota; Fungi; Mucoromycota; Mucoromycetes; Mucorales; Cunninghamellaceae
Product: histone H2B
Exons: 4
Coding region: 83-442 (119 amino acids)
Biological process (GO): nucleosome assembly
Cellular component (GO): nucleosome
Molecular function (GO): structural constituent of chromatin; DNA binding; protein heterodimerization activity
Source: RefSeq, a predicted model, not a curated record
UUUUUUUUUUUUUUUGAUUUUUUUUUCUGAAGCAUUUUUUUUUUACAAAAGAAUGAAAUCUCCGUCGAUUAUAAAAAAAACAAUGGCUCCCGCUGGCAAAGCUCCUGCUAAGACUACCGAAAAGAAGUCCAAGUCUGAUAUCAAGAAGAGAAAGUCUAGCCGUAAGGAAUCUUACUCUUCUUACAUUUACAAGGUGUUGAAGCAAGUUCACCCUGAUACUGGUAUCUCCAACAAGGCUAUGUCCAUCUUGAACUCUUUCGUGAACGAUAUCUUUGAACGUAUUGCUUCUGAAGCUUCCAAGUUGGCUGCCUAUAACAAGCGUUCCACUAUUUCUUCUCGUGAAAUUCAAACUGCUGUUCGUCUCAUCCUUCCUGGUGAAUUGGCCAAGCACGCUGUCUCUGAAGGUACCAAGGCUGUUACCAAGUACACCUCUUCCAAAUAAAUGAUAUCCUCUCUCUGGUUUUCUCCAUUUUCCCCUCCUUUUUCCAUUAUUAUCCAUUCAAAACAUAUUUAGUUUUUUUAGUUGCUAUUUCGUCAUUCAUCUCAUCUCUCUCUCUCUCCCUCCUUUUAUAUUGAUGUUGCGUUUUCGCACAUUUGUACAGAAAAAACAAGAUAGUCUUCUUUUUUAUCAUUAGUCUUUGUGAAUAUCCCCUG